CUGUUCCCAAAUACCCAAUCAUCCAAUUAGUACUUAUGUUAUUGUAUACUAUAGUUACUACAAAUGUAGUUCGAUUCUAACUUUUAUUGUAAUAACUAUUCAGAUUACUUUUAUUUUUUAAUAUUAUUUUAUAGGAAAACAUUAACAGUGUAACUGUAUAAGCCUCUGUAAAAUGGAAUAUAUACGUACAGUUAUUGGUGAAACCAACCCAUUGUUGAAAAAAAGAAAACCGCAGUAUAAGAAAUGGAACCAAAAACUGUUUAAGUGGCCUUUUAAUGUAAUUUUGUUCGGCGUAUUGUUACUGGUUGCUGUUUACGUCUUAAACAUUUUUAUUACCAAUGACACACAACCGGAAACUAGCAACGUCCCAAAAGAAAAGCCUCCAUUACACAUCACGAGUAUUUCAACGACAAACGAUGAUUUCUUAAAGAAAUGUGCCCCUAUAGUUAAAUGUGAUCCAAACGCUAAAUAUAGAAGCAUUAACGGGUCUUGUAAUAAUUUGGAAACACCUACGUGGGGUGCAGCAGCAACGCCAUUUCUUCGGUUGCUCGAUGCUAAUUUUAGUGAUGGUUAUUACGAAUUACGAGUACAGACGAAUGGAAGUGCAUUACCCUACCCCAGGGUGCUCGACGUUAACAUAUUUCUGAACCGUGAAAUAUAUAAAGCAGAUGAAAAUAAUGUUCUUUUAUUGCCAUUUGGACAAUUAUUAGCUCAUGACAUAUCGGGUUUGCCCAAUGAUCUAGUAUCAGAUGAGAAUGGUGACGCAAUAGAUUGUUGUUUGACUGAAAAUAAAAUAAAGAAUUAUGCUCAAUGUCAAAUAGUGCUUGAAAAUUUACCCGACGAUCCUGUUUAUGGUGUCCACAAUAAAACUUGUUCACCAACAUUUCGAUCACUGACGUCAAGAAAUUACAGUUGUCCGUUAUACCCCACAACAUUUAUUAAUGAUAAUUCUCAUUUUAUUGACGCAUCUGAAGUGUACGGAUCAAGUGAAGGUUAUGCACUACAUCUUAGAGCUAUGGAAGGCGGAAGACUUAAAUUCUCCAUAGGUGACAAUGGUCAAAUGUUCUGUCCAUUUCUAACCAAUCAAAACAAGGCAUCAAAGAGAAAUAAAAUACCACAUAUCAAAUACGAUACAGGGGAUCCAACUAACGGCAAUCAAAAUCUCGGAAUUACCGCAAUGCAGACUUUAUUUUUAAGGUUUCAUAAUUAUAUUGCUUUUAAGCUUUCGUCUUUAAAUCCAUUUUGGUCCGAUGAAAUUAUUUAUCAAGAGUCACGAAGGAUUGUCAUUGCAACUAUUCAACGCAUCACGUAUGAAGAUUUCUUACCGAUUAUAAUUGGUGAUGAUUUCCAAGAAAUAUAUGGAUUAAAUGAAGCAAAUAUAUACGAUCCUACCAUAAAUCCAUCCACAUCCAUUGAAUUCUCAGGUGCCGCAAGUCGAGUUCUUCACGCAAUCAUACCGGUUGAGUUCAAUCUUAUGAACAAAGACUACAAAAUAGAAAAUUCAAUAAUAAUUACUGAUUGGAUGACAAAAGCAGACCUAAUACCUUUAGGUGAUAAUUUUGAUAAACUGUUAAAUGGGUUUAUAGAGACUCCUGGUCGAAUGGUUCAACCUUCAUACAAUUUCUAUAUUUCUAAUUAUAUGCUUCCUCUACCAAACAACCCUCCAUAUAAUGGUCGUGAUCUACUUGCAAUCGAUAUUGCAAGGGGCCGUGACGUGGGCUUACAGCCAUACAAUCAAGUCAGACAUUUUUGCGGGUUUCCCUUGGCCAAGGAUUUUGAAGACUUGGCGGAUCUUAUACAUAUAAAAGAUGUAAUCAAAUUAAAAAAAAAUUAUUUUUCGGUGAAUGAUAUCGACUUAAUGGUGGGUAUUUUAUUGGAAAAACUCAGUGACGGUGCAAUCGUGGGCCCAACAGCGCGUUGUUUAAUUGCAGACGGGUUUUAUCGAUACAAAGCUGGUGAUCGCUUUUUCUAUGAUGUUCAAGGACAACCUAGCAGCUUCACCGAUGAUCAACUAAAAGUAAUUAAGAAAAUUACUCUUGGUCAAAUUAUAUGUGCUACUUCAAAUGUAGACAAUGUACAAAAAGACAUAUUUAAAACAGUCGACCACAAUUUAUUUCCAACUAUCAAAAUAAAAUGUGAUGAUGAACUAAAUUUCAACUUUACAGCCUGGGAAGAAGUAAAUUAUCAUUCAGAACUGUGAGCGAAUUGAACAGUUUGAACUAUGAAGCAAUAAGAUAAAUAUUUACUGUCUAUUAUAAUGUUAAGCCUACCAAUUAGGGUUUGCUUAGUUUGGAUAAAUACCAACCUAGUCUUUAAUUUAUUACUAUAAUAAUUAUUAUGAACAUUGGAUAUUUAUCUAUGUUUAAAUGUGUUAUUCCUAUUGGCUAUUACUACCAAAAAUGAUAUAUUAAUAAAUUAACUUCAAUAUUUGUCAUGUUGUAAUAGUUUUGUGGUUAUUUUUUGUGACACAUUAACUUUUUAUAUUGAAAAACGUAUAAUUUAUUUUUCCAGAUUAAUUUGUCAAAUACCAGAGGCUUAGUUAAGUAUUUUUUUUAAUUAUUAUUAAAUUAUUGUAAUUUUAUAAGUCAAGUAGGUAGGUUUUUGGUACCUAACAAUAAACAUACUAAUAUUGUAAUAUGUCAAAUCCAAGUUUAAUAUAAUAAACAUUUAAAGAA
Molecule: messenger RNA, 2675 nt
Organism: Myzus persicae (green peach aphid)
Lineage: Eukaryota; Metazoa; Arthropoda; Insecta; Hemiptera; Aphididae
Product: peroxidase-like
Exons: 14
Coding region: 173-2200 (675 amino acids)
Biological process (GO): response to oxidative stress
Molecular function (GO): peroxidase activity; heme binding
Source: RefSeq, a predicted model, not a curated record